AUGACCAAUCAUCUUGAUGAUGAAAGUAUCAAUGAGUUACCCAUAUCAUUAGGGGGAACAAAUCCUUACAACAGAGCUAGGCGUAGGUCAAGUUCUUUCCGUCCAACCUUUUUCUACCCAGCCACGACCAAUAAUGGGUAUGGCAUCGAUAGGGUGAAUAAACAGGCAAUUACAAAGUCAAAUACGAAUAAUUCACAGGUUAAGGAUUUUGAAUCUGUAAUUGAAGAUCUGAUAAUUUCACUAGAAUCACUCCCUGUAGCUAUUCUCACGCAAAUAUGCUCAAAUCUUCGCACCAAUGAUUUACUUUCAGUAUGUCGAAGUUCAUUAUAUUUGUAUUUACCUGCAACGAUUCAACUCUAUAAUAAAAUCAUUGUUAGUUCAAACCCAAGAGCAAUCCAGCUUGCUAGAACACAAUUUCUGCACUCUUAUUUGAAUUUUGGAACUCUCAUCUUAUCAGAUUCAUUACCAAAACUAUGUCGAGUUCUUAUGGAAAACCCAAAACUUGCAGCUUAUGUUAAAACACUUAUAUUAAUUGGUAAUAUCAAUUGGGAUACUCAUUAUAUGGGUACACAUGCAUGGAGUUUUGAUCCAUCUUACAGCUCUGUAUCAGCUCCACUUAGAGCCUUUUUGGCACCUGUAUUACAACUUCCACGAGUUCAAUUGAAUGAAUUAUAUUUUCCAUCUUGGUCAUUGUCACAACCAAAUGUACAUGAUUUUAGCAGAAUUCAAUGGCUUACUGUAUCUUUAACUGGAAUUAAGGAACUUCAUGAGAAGGUUAUUCUUCCAAGGCUAACAGGAUUGAAAAUAUUGUAUGAGAAUAAUUCUCUGCAACAAAUAAUAUUGGAAAAUUUUGCAGCCAUUAUUUUUCCGUCCUUAACACAUUUAUCCACCCUUCAAUUCGAACGAGAAGAGCCAGACUCUUCUCAAUUUCUUUUACAAACUUCUGUGGGAAAUAAAACCACCCCUGCAAUUUGGAUCUCAUUCCUUCAAGUUUUACGUAAAUUGAUUACUCAAAAAUUAAAAAUCUCACGAUUAUCACUUGAUGGAUUUCUUGGUAAUACGGGUAAUGUUGUUGCUUCAAUAUUAGGAGAAGUAACAGAUUUGCACUUAUUAAACUCGCUUCAACUCCAUACUAGAGAACUCACUCAUCAAUUUGAGCCACAUUCCGUUCAUGUAUCAUCUCGAACGUCAUUUCUUCGAAAUCUUACAAUGAAAACAACUUCUUUAAUGCAACUUUCAAUCACUCCGACACAUGAUUGUCUUUUCUGUCAAAAUGAAAGUAUCAAAAUUACCUUAAGUGAGAUAUUACCAAAUCAACUUGUUACUCUUCUGAUUGUUUUAGAUUCUCCUAACCUAUUAUACACUCAAAAUAUUAACCAUGCCAUUAAUACUCAUCAAAGAAAACUUAUAAACCUCAAGUAUCACGAUAAACUGCAAGAAGUGUCAAUAAGAAAGGCUCUUGGGAAGUUUUUACCUUCCGCUCAAGUUGAUCUUUAUGAUAGAGCAUCUCUUUCAGAUUCGAUACUUCAAACUACAAUAUAUCGUAACUUUUUCUUGUACGAUAUUGAAAGUAUAUCAACUAGAAAACAUGCUGCACUGAGGAGAAACAGUGUUGUGUUAAAUGAUUACAUGGUUAAAUUUAUUAUGGAAAAUCACAAUCAACUUGCCGAAUUUCUUUGGUAUGAUGGCCCAGAAGAUAUUGUAAUUAAGGAAUUUGAUUUCGUUCGUCAUUUACCAAAACUUCAAUAUUUGUGCAUGUUUGGUAUCAAUUUGUAUAUAAAGAAUUCUGAUCCUCGCAGAGUACAAUUUAUUACUAAUGAUGGAUAUGAAUACAUUGAUGCAUACGAGCAAGCAGUUCAAUAG
This is a messenger RNA of [Candida] anglica, 1863 nucleotides long. The record is from the annotation of a GenBank genome assembly. NCBI's taxonomy places the organism in Eukaryota, Fungi, Ascomycota, Pichiomycetes, Serinales, Debaryomycetaceae.